AUGUCCAUUGACCUAAGCCUUGACCGGAUCCGCCGUCUCGCGUCGCAAUUACCAACUUACACUCGGCCCACUUGCCACAUUGCAGGGACCAAUGGGAAAGGCAGCGUCUCUUGCUUGCUUUCUUCUGUCUUGCGCUCUUCAGGUUUCAGCAUUGGUCGGUUCAAUAGCCCUCAUCUAGUUUCUAUUCACGAUUGCAUCACAAUCGACGACACACCCGUUGAUGUUGAGUCGUACAAAAAUGCGAGGCGAAUCGUGGAAGGCGCCGAUCAUGAACAUAAUACAGCUGCCACCCGUUUCGAGCUGUUGACUUUGACCGCACUCUGGCUCUUCGAGCACAAGAAAGUCGAUGUCGUGGUCCUCGAAGUUGGCAUGGGCGGUCGCUUAGAUGCGACCAACGUCAUUCACGAUGACUGCGUUUUGGUUUCUGCGCUCGCGUCCGUGGAUCUUGAUCAUCAAGCGUUCUUGGGAGACACGGUGGACAAGAUCGCCAGAGAGAAGGCUGGCAUCGCAAGACGAGGAAAGCCUUUCGUCAUGGGUGUACAAAAGCACGCCGAGGUGGAGGCCGUUGUGCGAGAAGUGGCCGAAGUGGCCGGUGCUCGCUUCACAACUGCGAAGAAGGCAGCGAAACGUGCUUGGGACGUUUCCCUCGAUGGGGUGGAACAUUCAAUCAAAUCGCUUCUUCCUCUUCAUGGGGAGCAUCAAUUUGAUAACCUUGGGCUCUCAUUGACGAUAGUUUCUGAAUUGAUAGCGUUAAGUUUGCCAUUGGAUUUCCAGAGCAAAAUUAGUGAACAAGCUAUUCGUCAAGGGCUCCGCACAGCAGUAUGGCCGGGUCGCCUCUCCUUCCACCGGAUGACUCUUCCCUCAAAUGCCCAAAUAAUCGUCCUUGCGGACGGGGCACAUAAUCCAUCCUCGUCAGAGACGCUGGCCGCAUACAUAUCGGAAGUCCUCUCCUUAUCCCAAGCCUCCUCGGCAUUGCCGACAAUCCAUAUAUCGUUUAUCAUUGCGCUAUCCGACUCACCUCCCAAAACACCACUUCAAACCAUUCGGCCUUUGUUUCCUCCCCGAGCACCUAUGCAAACUGGUGUCUCGGUAAAAGUUGCAGCAUUACGAUUCACGCCUCCCGACGAUAUGCCGUGGGUCAAGUCAGUCGCACCUUCACGGAUACACGACGCCGUCAAUACUGUCAUGCCGUCUGCCAAAACUUGGACCGCUGACGAUGAUGCCAUCCCAAGCGAAAACCACUUACUUGAAGCUUUAGAAUGGUGUACGCCUGAAGAUGCCCUAUCUGGCGAACAGCACCUCACGGUUGUCGCUGGAAGCCUCUAUCUCGUCGCCGAUCUCUACCGUUUUAUAGGGACGGGCGGGGUUUAGGCAAGAGUUUAUGUUUCCUGGUUCGAAUUUGGGGAAGUUUAUCGCGGCGUUGAACGCCCCUUCUUAAACUCUACAACGAGGGUUCGAUGCUGAGGCCGAGGGACACAGUUUUAAGUUUCAAAUUGAGGUCCAUGCUUCACUUGCUUAGCACUUAUAUGCGUAUCCAUACCAUUAAUCAAUCUCGAUACCGCAUCUCUCAUACAUACACCUCCACCUAUAUACUUCAUAAGCCUGCAGGUGUGUCAGUAGUACUACUGUACAUAAUUCGAUCUGCAUGAGUGCCGC
This is a messenger RNA of Coniophora puteana RWD-64-598 SS2, 1656 nucleotides long. Its product is annotated as Mur ligase. Lineage: Eukaryota; Fungi; Basidiomycota; Agaricomycetes; Boletales; Coniophoraceae. Gene Ontology annotation, biological process: folic acid-containing compound biosynthetic process. Gene Ontology annotation, cellular component: cytosol; cytoplasm; mitochondrion. The record is from RefSeq and is a predicted model, not a curated record. Gene Ontology annotation, molecular function: dihydrofolate synthase activity; ATP binding; tetrahydrofolylpolyglutamate synthase activity. Bases 1 to 1371 code for a protein of 456 amino acids. The transcript is spliced from 2 exons.